AUGACGUCAAUCACAUCAAUCACAUCUCUCUGCUCGUCUGUGGCCAAUCGCGCCGCGGCGACUGCGACAGAGGUGGAAGAAGCGUAUGGGCUUCACACUGGCGAUGAACAGUGGGCGGACGUGGAGAAGUUGGGCCAAAAUCUCAAAGGGGUCAGCGAGGAGGCAACCAAUCUGGAAAGAAGUCUCGAGAGGUCCACCGCCGUGUCGAUUACGGCUCGCUCGGAGAUCCUCAACCAGCUGCAGGAGUUUGAGCGCGCACUAGCUGCCAUAGACAAACAGGCACGCCGCCUUGGUUCUGUCCAAUCGCAGGAGCUAGAUGUGUCAGUGGUAGAAGAGCUUCUGUCUUGUCUAAAGACGGAAUUAGCUCUGUUAGGUCUCUUCCAGGGACUGCUGGAGGUGCAGUCUGUGAGGGACCAAGACGCCAUCUUGAACGCAGCGAGUGCGCGAGAUCUCCUCAGCGAGGCCUCACACACGAGAACGAUGGUCUUGCAGCGCAGAGACAUCAUCCGGACCAAGACAUCCACCAGCGCCGACCUUCCGCCUCAAUACUCCAGCACACAGUCUGCAGGCUCCUCGUCACAAGGUGCAUCGGGAUCUGGCUUUCUGUCAAGUCUUGCAAACACCUGGAAUGCAGUCACCUCCGCGAUGCGCCUCAAGCCCGAGCCACUCGUGUCCCCUCUCUGCCAGGCGACGCUACACGGCGACACAGGGCUGAUCAAGGGCCUCCUGUCACAGGGAGCAAACAUCAACGGCAAGAACGAGGACGGCAAGACAGCACUAUUCUGUGCCAUCGACAGCAAGCGGGUGGACAUGAUAGAAUUCAUCAUCGAGCAGGGCGCAAACCUUACCACCAGGGCGAAGAAUCUACCGCCGCUCUUCUAUGCGGCUCAGGCUGGCGAUCUGGCUGUCCUCGAGACCCUCCUCCAGCACGGGGCGGAUCCCAACGAGGCGAACAUCAUCGGCCGCCAGUACUUCAUCGAGGUCAUUGACAGGGGCAACGUGGACGUGAUCCGUCUCCUGCUCGACCACGGCGCAAAUCUUCACGCGCGGGAUAUCACCGGCCGCGGCAUCCUCAUCCAGGCUCUACAGGGAGCGAGCCUGGAGGUGGUACGGCUCCUGCUCGAGCGCGGGUCCGAUGCCAACGAGCGGGACAUCACGGGCAGGACCGCGCUCGUGGAGGCCAUCCUCCAGCACGGAAACACGCUCCCGCUAGUGAAGCUGCUGUUGGACAAAGGCGCCGACCCGAAUGUGCGGGACAUCACCAGCCUGCCGAUCUUCAGCUACGUCCUCGACAUGCAAAACAUCCCCCUCGCCCGGCUCAUGCUCGAGCACGGCGCCGACCCCAACGCCAAGGACCUCGUCGGCCAGUCGAUGUUCAACAAGGUCGUCGAGGCCGGCAACAAGGAGUUGGCGAGGGUUCUGCUGGACUACGCGGCGGACACGUCGGGCCUGGAUGCCAAGACGCUGCAGAGCAUACGGCUCUAUGGCUCGAGUACAUCAAGAGCAAGAGAAGAGAGCUCACGCGCCGCGCCGCGCGAGGAGCCGCCGGCUGCCGCAACAGGAUCGGAUGCUCCGCCUGACUACGAAAGUGUCAUGGAGGCCGGAAAGGGGCCGGUUGCAAGUGUUGCGGGUGGCAAGCACGCUUGA
This is a messenger RNA of Thyridium curvatum, 1647 nucleotides long. RefSeq lists its product as uncharacterized. The record is from RefSeq and is a predicted model, not a curated record. Gene Ontology annotation, molecular function: protein binding. NCBI's taxonomy places the organism in Eukaryota, Fungi, Ascomycota, Sordariomycetes, Thyridiales, Thyridiaceae. The coding region runs from base 1 to 1647 and encodes 548 amino acids. The transcript has a single exon.